Messenger RNA from Anguilla anguilla (European eel), 6057 nucleotides. Its product is annotated as dynactin subunit 1-like. Gene Ontology annotation, biological process: cytoplasmic microtubule organization. Gene Ontology annotation, cellular component: cytoplasm; nucleus; microtubule plus-end. Gene Ontology annotation, molecular function: microtubule plus-end binding. NCBI's taxonomy places the organism in Eukaryota, Metazoa, Chordata, Actinopteri, Anguilliformes, Anguillidae. The transcript has 30 exons. The coding region runs from base 24 to 3857 and encodes 1277 amino acids. The record is from RefSeq and is a predicted model, not a curated record.
GCAAGAUUACAGCAAGGAGCAACAUGUCUAUGACGAGGAGGCAUUCGUAUACACCGCGGCCCACCGGCAUGGCCGUCCGCAGGUCGAGUCUGGACGUCGCCCCCAAGUCCAUCAAGGUGGGCUCCCAAGUGGAGGUCAUCGGUAAAGGUCACCGCGGUACUGUGGCCUACAUCGGCGCCACGCUCUUCUCCACCGGCAAGUGGGUGGGCGUUAUCUUGGACGAGCCCCACGGCAAGAAUGACGGCGACGUACAGGGCAAGCGCUACUUCACCUGCGAGGAGAACCACGGCAUCUUUGUGCGGCAGUCCCAGAUCCAGCUCACUGAAGAUGGAGCAGAGUCCACUUCAUCCGACACCCCGGAACUGACCUCCAGGUUCUCCCAACAAGAGAAUCUGGAGUCCCCAAAAUCAAACAAGACGAUGCCAGCUCUCAAGAAGAGCACACCGCGACAUGCCAAGUGGAACAGCCCUGGUCGCCUUACCCCUUCCAGCUCUCUGCCAUCCUUAAUUAUGCCCCCUCGAGUCACUGGCUCCGCUGCCUCCCAGGCGGGCAGCUCGCGGCCCCACUCCGGAGGGGGGGCGAGCGAGCCGGGCGCGCCCGCACAGGCCCUGCUGGCAGCGCCCGCCGUCCCCUCUCCCAGCAGGACGCCGGCCUCGCCCGCGGCUCCUUCCCUCGCCACGGCCAGUAAGGUGGAGGAGAGCCUGCGGGCCCAGGUGCAGGAUCUGCAGGAGAAACUGGAGACCCUGCGGAUGAAGCGGGAGGAGGACAAGGCCCAGCUGAAGGAUCUGGAGAAACAGCGCCUCCUGCUGGAGCAGCUGCAGGAGUGGAAGAGCAAGAUGCAGGAGCAGCAGGCGGACCUGCAGAGACAGCUGAAGGAGGCCAAGAAGGAGACCAAGGAGGCCCUGGAGGGCAAGGCACGGUACAUGGAGGAGAUGUCGGACACAGUGGAUGCUGUGGAGAUGGCCACGCUGGACAAGGAGAUGGCGGAGGAGAGAGCGGAGUCGCUGCAGCACGAGGUGGAUUCGCUCAAGGAGAGGGUGGAGGAGCUGACCUUGGACUUGGAGAUCCUCAAGCACGAGAUCGAGGAGAAAGGGUCAGAUGGUGCGGCGUCCAGCUACCACGUCCGACAUGUGGAAGAGCAGAACAGCAGGCUCAAAGAGGCCCUAGUCAGGAUGAGGGACCUCUCGGCGUCCGAGAAGCAGGAGCACGCGAAGCUGCGGAAGGCCAUGGAGAGGCAGAGCUCCGAGCUGGAGACGCUGCGCCUGCAGAAGGAGAGGCUGGAGGAGGAGGGCAAGGAGGCGGAGACGACCAUCGACGAGCUCAAGGAACAGGUGGACGCAGCUCUGGGGGCCGAUGAGAUGGUGGAGACUCUGACGGAGAGGAACCUGGACCUGGAAGAGAAACUGCGUGAGCUGAGGGAGACGCUCAAGGACCUGGAAGCCAUCAACGAGAUGAACGACGAGCUGCAGGAGAACUCCCGGGAGACGGAGCUGGAGCUGCGGGAGCAGCUGGACCUGGGUCGGGCCCGGGUUCGAGAGGCCGAGAGGAAGGUCGAGGCGGCGCAGGAGACGGUGGCUGACUACCAGCAGACCAUCGACAAGUACCGCGAGCUGACCGCUCACCUGCAGGAAGUGAACAGAGACCUGAGCAGCCAGCAGGACGCCAUGGCGGAGCGGAGCGAGCAGCCCGCGGCCGAGCUCUUCCAGUUUAAGAUCAAGUUCGCCGAGACCAAGGCCUACGCCAAGGCCAUUGCGAUGGAGCUGAGGCAGAUGGAGGUGUCCCAGUCCAGCAGGCACGUGGCUCUUCUCUCCUCCUUCAUGCCCGACUCCUUUCUGUGGCACGGUGGAGACCACGACUGCAUCCUACUGCUGCUGCUCGUCCCACGGCUCAUCUUCAAGGUGGAGCUGAUCAGCAGACAGACGCAGGAGAAGUUUGAGCUGCGCGAGGGCUGCUGGGAGCAAGCUGGCCUGCAGGGGGCGGUAGGGGAGCGGCUCAGCUUCGCCUCGAACCUCGUCUACUCCCUCAGCACGCUGCAGGCCACGCUGCACAAAUACAGGCAAGCUCUGAACCAGUGCAGCGUGGAGGUGUUUAAAAAGCUCGGCACACUGUACGCGGAGGUGAGCGCGCACGAACGCUCCCUGGACUUCCUGAUCGACCUGCUGUGCAAGGACCAGCUGGAUGAGACCGCGAACACGGAGCCGCUCGCUAAGGCCAUUAAGUACUACCAGCACCUGUACAGCAUCCACCUGGCAGAGCAGCCAGAGGACUGCGCUCUCCAACUGGCAGACCACAUACGGUUUACCCAGAGUGCCGUGGACUGCAUAAGGGUGGAGGCGGGCCGUGUGGAGGCGUUCCUACAGGAAGAAACGGACCUCGCCCUUCUCCUUAAGGAGGUGGGCACUUCCUGCUCCGACAUCCGACAGUUUUGCAAGAAGAUCCGUAACAGGUUGCCUGGAACUGACAUACCUGGCGUCCCAGCAGCCCUGCACUUUGGCCCGCCGGUGUCGGAGUCUCUGGAGGAGAGCAGGAGGCACCUGAGCAGGGUGGUGGAGCUGCUGAAGCAGGUGGCGACCGCCGGCUCUCAGAUGGUCGUACCACUCGCCGAGCAGGGGGGUCUCUCCGCCCAGAAACUGGAGGACCUGGCCUUCGAAGCAGCUCAGCAGGUCUACAGUUCUCCAGACGUCAGCCCCCUGGAGCGUCUGCGGCAGUCCUGCCGCACGGUCACCGCCACCAUGAGCAAGAUGGCCGCCGCAAUGCAGGAGGGCGAGUACGACGCAGAGAGAACCAUGAGCGCGAACCCCCCUCCCGUGGAGCUGAGGGCGGCCGCCGUGCGGGCGGAGAUCACGGACGCGGCGGGCCUGGGGCUGAAGCUGGAGGACCGGGAGACGGACAUCAGAGAGCUGAAGAAGUCCCUCAAGAUGAAGGUCAUGGCUUUAGGAGAGGCGAAUGUUCGCCUCAGCCUGCUGGAGAAGAAACUAGACACUGCGUCCAAGGACGCUGACGAGCGGGUGGAGAGGAUCCAGACCAAACUAGACGAGUCGCAGAGCCUUCUCAAGAAAAAGGAGAAGGAGCUGGAGGAAACCAUGGACGCCCUGCAGGCUGACAUUGACCAGCUGGAGUCCGAGAAGGAAGAACUGAAGCAGCGUCUUAGCAACCAGACCAAGUUGACCAUUGAGGGCCUGCGAGCAACACCACCGACCAGCUUUGCGUCUGUCUCCAUGACCGCAGCUGGAGGUGGCGAUGCUGAGCCCAACACGGGUGGUUGCUCUGGGCCCCCACAGGUCAUCGACUCUCCUCUCCUGUUGCAGCAGAUCAGUACCCAGCGUCUUGCCCUUAAACAGCUGAAGAAUGAGAUCUACCGCCUAAAGGCUGAGAAGAUGAAUGCCCAGUUGGCAUCCCUGCCCCCGCUGCACGUGACCAAGCUGCCUGUCGUGGGCGGCCCCAGGUCGGAGGUGCCCUCCAGCGCCCUCUACCACAAAACCAACCAAAUGCUGAAAACCCUGCUGGGGAUGAGUGCCAAGAUGAAGGUGGUGGACAUCACCCAGAGAUCACCAGUGAGCCCUAAAACGCAACUCCUGAAGCAAACUGCCUACCUGCAUUCCCUUAGCGUCAUGCUGGACAGACUAAAGGAUAAAGUGGCAGAGCACGUCCUGACCCAGCGCCCUGGAGCACGCACCUCCUCGGAGUUUGGCAUGUUCCCCUCCCCCUCUUUUAUUAAGGCCAGAGAGGAGCACAAAGAGGAGGCGGUGCUGGUGGGGAAGGUCUUGAUCCCCUGCGCCCCCGGGCAGGAGCACGUCCACCGCCUGGUCUUAUCGCGGGAGAACCUCCACAGGGUGCACCGCCUUAUGAUGCCCUAAGUCCCGUCUCUCCCUCCUAAAAGCACAAUCACAGCAAUAGCCUCCUACGCCUCCAUCUUUACCUGAAUCCCACAUACCAACGAGGAAGUCUUCAGGAUGCAGCUCUCGCUUCAUUUGGCUGCACAGUUAUCGCCCCGGUAUCUCGGACACAUCGCCAGGGGAAGCCAGUUUAUGAAAAAUUCCCACAUGAAGGCAGGCCUAAAACAUCUGUGUUGGUUUGUGACAUGAUAACUGAACUGUUGGUGAUUUAAAUGGUGUUCACAAGGUUCAGACAGUCCAAAGGGUGGCUUUGAAUGGUGUGGAAAAAAUAAUGAAAUACAAUCAAUUAAAAUGUAUACAAAUGACACAUGUUGGUAACAGUUUACACCAUGUUGUUCAGUAGGAUUGAGUGAGGAUUGUUGCUCAGUAAGAUUACCCCCCCCCCCCCCCCAAAGUUUCUUGUGUAUGGGCCACCACUAUUAAAUCCUCUCUUCCCCUCUACUAAGGUUUCUUCCUGUAUGGUAUGUUAAUCUUUUUAAUGUUUCCCAUAUGGGUUACCAUUGUUAGACACAUUUUUCAACAGUGUAUGAUGGGUCAUAUGUAAUCUUGCAGACUUUAGGGACUGCUACACAAAAAUGUUGCUCAGAAAAAUACAUCAAGUGUUUAGCAACCGCAAUGCACAAACACAGAAUAACAGUAAGUAUGCAUCUAAUACCUUAAAUGAGUGCAUACCAUUCCCUCCUAAGUGAAUUCAUGCAUUAGCCUAAAUAUGUCCAUGUUGUGAGUGAGGUACCAAGGGAAUGCAAUGCAAAGUUUUUUUAGUCUCGUUGCCUGAUUUCCUGUCGUGUUUUUGUAUCCUGGCAUCUUUAAAAGUGCCGAUGUCAUCCUUUAUAGAUUUAAACCAGGAGACUGGUUUCUCCCAUAAUUUCUCUUUUUCAUAAACAAAUCCACAGCAAUUCAUUGGUAGGUUAUAUGCUACCGGUAGAUACACGUCUGUGACUAUGAAGACUGCCCCUUUGCUGGGAACUCAUUGUGGAUGGGGAUGCUGCUGGGGGCAGGGCAAUCCAUUUGCCAAUGUUAUCCAUUUACCAACAUCUAUUCAAACCAGUUCAGAGUGUGUAUUCUAACCUUGAAAGCAAUUGUACACGUUUCUGUCCUUUUCUAUGAUCACACUGUAUUGUGUAAGGUAAUAUCAGGCCAAACGUAUUGUACAUGAAUUUGAUUUCCCUAAGCAAAGAGAUCAAUAAGACAUUUCAGAUAAUAGAACAGUCUAACAACAAAAUAGCCUUUCACUGCAGGCAAACUACCACAUACAUCUUUUGGAUUAUAGUAGGCAUGUUAACACCAAUUCAUUGUAUUCCCCUCUCCUUUCAUCAAUUGGUAUACUAGAGCGUUUGUCAGGAUUUCACCAAAGCUGGUAGGUAACUGCAUUUAUGUAUUACAUGUAAAUGACAGCUGUGUUUUGGCCUGGUUGAGGUAUAGAAGCUACCAUAGUAAGUGUGCGUUGCCAUUGCCUGCUUCAGGAUUCAUCUUCUGUGCCUUUAAGCAUCCUGUACUUGUCUUGAAGCUCAUGUUUGAGUGGGCUGCCAUCUGAAGACAUUUUUGCGCAGUGGUGGCAACCAAUGAACUCGCACUGCGUAGGCUACAUUUCGGCAAUCUAUACCAUGCAAAUGACUGGUAACAAUACUUUUAAUUCUAUAAUUGCUCCACAUGAAAACUUCUCUAGCUUUUGAUAACGCUGGAUGUUUCCAUGCAAACCAAUGGUGAAACCUUUGCAGAGUUUCAUGUGUUUAAUGUGACUGAAUAAUAGUCGGAAGAGUCUGCCUUAAAGAUGAUACCAAAGCGUCUGGGUUAAGGGGGUGUGGAGUGAGUUGCAGCCCCUGUGUUGAAGCCCCUGCUGUGAAUGGUAUGUUCCACUGCUUAGAGCAGAGGUUGCAAACAGUUCUAGCUGAUUCAACGUGUUGCAGUUAUCCACAUUGCUAGCUGGCCUGCAGACUCUGCUUCCAGGCAGAAAGCCGGGGGUCAGGGUUUGCAGGGUGAGACGAUGGCUUGCACUGAAAAUGUCGCUCUCCCCACAGUGCACUGCUGCCGGAUACUUGUAACCCAGAGCACACGGCUUGGAAUUAAGUUUUCCAAGCGACCACAGGUGUUCUUUGAUUUAUGGUGCCAAUAAAAAGUCAUUAUCUUGUGCCGCAGAGGUGUCAAGACGACUGUUGCCGAA